ACUGACCACUACUGUGGAACAGGAUAGGUUCCUCCCCGCGGUGAUGGUGCUCAGCUGGGUGCUACCCAGCCUGUUGCCUUGGCCCCGGGAGGUGCAAACCUCGAGCCUGGCCUGACUAUCGGUCAGAAAGGAAAGAACAUGAACGCCAAGACUUUUAGUGCAAGGUACAAGGCGCCCAGAAGAGCUCUAGGUGCCAACCACAGCAAUGCCCUGUCUGGGGUCAGACCAAGGGAGACCUUCUGGACCGCAGUAAAGGCUAGCAGAACGCUUCCGAAUUGUGGGAGAACUACCCGGGAGACGGAACUUCCGCCACAUUCAAAAUGGCGGCCUCGCUCGCCUCACUUCCGCUAGUGGCCGGAAGUUGCGGGUCCUGCAAGUAUGGCGGCGACGAAGGUGAAGCAGGACAUGCCCCCGCGAGGGGGCUACGGCCCCAUCGACUACAAGCGGAACCUACCCCGCCGGGGAAUGUCGGGCUACAGCAUGUUCGCUAUAGGCAUUGGGACCUUGCUCUUUGGCUCCUGGAGAAUAAUGAAGUGGAACCGUGAGCGCAGGCGCCUGCAGAUCGAGGACCUAGAGGCCCGGAUUGCCCUCAUGCCGCUCUUCCUGGCAGAGAAGGACCGGAGGAUCUUACAGAUUCUUCGGGAGAACCUGGAGGAGGAGGCCAUCAUCAUGAAAGAUGUGCCCAACUGGAAGGUGGGCGAGUCUGUGUUCCACACCACGCGAUGGGUGCCACCCUUCAUCGGCGAGUUGUACUGGCUGCGCCCCAAGGAGGAGAUACACAACGCCAAUCAUGGCUUCAUCUGGUACACUUAGGGCCCGAGCUGACGUCCAUAAUAAAGAAUAAUCAAAUAAACACCA
Molecule: messenger RNA, 858 nt
Organism: Psammomys obesus (fat sand rat)
Lineage: Eukaryota; Metazoa; Chordata; Mammalia; Rodentia; Muridae
Gene: Ndufa13
Product: NADH:ubiquinone oxidoreductase subunit A13
Exons: 4
Coding region: 379-813 (144 amino acids)
Source: RefSeq, a predicted model, not a curated record